Carya illinoinensis is the source of this 516-nucleotide messenger RNA. RefSeq lists its product as uncharacterized. Lineage: Eukaryota; Viridiplantae; Streptophyta; Magnoliopsida; Fagales; Juglandaceae. The transcript is spliced from 2 exons. The record is from RefSeq and is a predicted model, not a curated record. The coding region runs from base 1 to 516 and encodes 171 amino acids.
AUGGGAGAUCAUGUGGGACAUCUUAAGGCUGUUUUAGCAAUCUUGAAACAGCAUCAGUUGUAUGCUAAAGCUAGCAAAUGUGCAUUCGGGUGUCAAGAGGUGGAGUAUCUUGGCUACAUUAUCUCGAAUGAGGGAGUAAAUGCAAAUCCUAUGAAGAUUUCAACAAUGAUGGAGUGGCCUACUCCUAAAAAUCCUAAAGCCUUGAGGGGUUUCCUAGAGCUUACAGGAUAUUACAAAAAAUUUGUGAGGGGUUCUAUAAGAAUUGUAGCACCUCUCACUACUCUCCUCAACAAGAAUUCUUUUAGUUGGACAGAAGAGGUGACUCAAGCAUUUUUAGCACUCAAGAUUACCAUGGUAAACCCUCCAGUACUAGGGUUACCAAAUUUCUCUAAGGCGUUUGUGGUGGAAUGUGAUGCAUCGAGGAAUAUUCUUGGAGCAGUAUUGAUUUUGAAAAUGGAGGCACUAUUUGCUGGGUUAUUAGUUCAAGGUGAGGACAUAUCAGCCAGCAUUUGCUAG